UUGUAGAUGGUAUGCGAGAUAAUGCACACACUGAAGACAAAAAAAUGUGGUUGUGCAGCAUUUGUGUUGUUUUGUGCAUGUGUUUCUGUGUAGUACAGAAAUUGGAACCAAAAAUAAAAAGAGCGCAUCAAACAAUGGAUUAUAUACUAAAAUGGGCUAUAGAGAAACUGGGGAAUAAUAAAAAUAUCAGAUCUUUUACUUCAUUUUUUUCUAAUAUAGGCCUGACUGAGGAAGAGGAUCUCAUCAUGUCCAGUGAUGUUAACAGGCAGGCUGUGUUCCAGACGACAAAAGUUCGAACCCAUUUGAAAAAAGAUGGAAGUUGGAUUCAAAGAUCUCAAGAGGUUCUGGACACUCAGUCAGAUGUAAAAUGUAAACCAGCAAAGCUUGUAAAGCCUAAGAAUGAAUCAUCACCUGAGAGCAGUCGGGUCACUUCCUCCAUCAUACCAUGUUCAAAGAGUGGCGGCACCGCCUCCUCUAGCCUGGACACGUCCACAACCCCUCAAAGCUCUUAUGUCAUGUCAGCCUUAAGGAAGUUUGAGCCUGUGAGCUCAACAGAAAACACACCAGUCAAGAGAGGGUCCCAUCUGGCCAAAAGUCCAUAUCCUGUCCUUGAGGAGUCCAAGAGAGCACAUACAGAGGAUGUAACAGUCAAACCUGUAGAAGAACCACCAAAGACACCAGCAGAUGCUCCUGUAGUGGAUAAACCUAUAGUCAAACUUCUAGCGGAACCAUUGAAGAAACCUGCAGAUGCUUAUAAAAAGGAUGUAGUGGAAAAACCUAUAGUCAAACCUGCAGAGGAACCAUUGAAAACACCUGCAGAUCCUCUUAAAAAGGAUGUAGUGGAGAAACUUAUAGUCAAACCUGCAGAGGAACCAUUGAAAACACCUGCAGAUCCUCUUAAAAAGGAUGUAGUGGAGAAACUUAUAGUCAAACCUGCAGAGGAACCAUUGAAAACACCUGCAGAUGCUCUUAAAAAGGAUGUAGUGGAGAAACUUAUAGUCAAACCUGUAGAGGAACCAUUGAAGACACCUGCAGAUGCUCUUAAAAAGGAUGUAGUGGAGAAAACUAUAGUCAAACCUGUAGAGGAACCGUUGAAGACACCUGCAGAUGCUCUUAAAAAGGAUGUAGUGGAGAAACCUAUAGUCAAACCUGUAGAGGAACCAUUGAAGACACCUGCAGAUGCUCUUCAAAAGGAUGUAGUGGAGAAAACUAUAGUCAAACCUGUAGAGGAACCGUUGAAGACACCUGCAGAUGCUCUCAAAAAGGAUGUAGUGGAGAAACCUAUAGUCAAACCUGUAGAGGAACCGUUGAAGACACCUGCAGAUGCUCUUCAAAAGGAUGUAGUGGAGAAAACUAUAGUCAAACCUGUAGAGGAACCGUUGAAGACACCUGCAGAUGCUCUUAAAAAGGAUGUAGUGGAGAAACCUAUAGUCAAACCUGUAGAGGAACCGUUGAAGACACCUGCAGAUGCUCUUCAAAAGGAUGUAGUGGAGAAAACUAUAGUCAAACCUGUAGAGGAACCGUUGAAGACACCUGCAGACACUAGUGAAGAGGUAACAGGGAAGAAAACAGUAGAAGACGUUUUAACAGAUCAAAGGCAAUCCAGUGGAGCACUGGAUGAGAAAACAGAACAAAACAAAACUCUACAUGAGAAGCCAUCAAAACCCUCAGGUGUGCUGACCACAGAGAAAAAAGAAGACAGUCCAGUGGAACAACUCAUAACAGCACAUGCACCUGUUGGAGAGAAUCCACUCAAACCCAGACAAGCAGAAAACCAGCCUCCAAGUAAUGGGGAACUUUCACUAGUAUCUGCUCUGAAAACUCCAACUACAGAACCAACAGAAGAGCCUCUUGUGGAAGCCACAGCAGAGCACCACAGGGUGAACAGUGAAGCUGGAUUGAGCAGUGUGAAAGAUAAAACCAUGUGUUCCAUCUGCAAGUUGCCCUUAAAUGGAAGUGUGAAAAUUAUCAUCAACAUUCCUAACAUUUGCUGCCAUCCGGAUUGUUUCAAGUGUAAUGGCUGCAACAGUCCUCUGGGUGAUCUCUCCUCAUCUAUAUACCACUAUGCUGGGAAAGUCCUCUGCGAGAGAUGCUUUGAACAAAUCUUCCAGCUCUGAUGAUUCAUCCCCACAGCCACCUACUGGACUACAACUUACAACUAAGCUCAUCGCAGAGUCUACCACUAAGUUCACUUUAAUUCAGCUGUAAAUGAUAAUUGCUGUGUGAGCAAGUCUUCAUAUGUAUAUAUAUAUAUAUAUAUAUAUAUAUACAUACACACAAUUUCCCCUUGGGGGUUAAUUAAGUAUCUCUCUCUGUGUCUGAUCAACAUAUUCCUCAUCUUCUUCUAACAAUUCAGUUUCAAGUGAAUUUUAAUAUCCUCUUUAGAUGUGAUCUGUAGCUGUAAGAAUUGACAACACUGAUCGUCAUCUUUCAUUAAAGUUUAUUGCAUGAGUUUCUAUGAAGUCAACACACAAUUUUAUGUAAAUUCAUUUUAGUUUGCAUUAUUUGUAUUAAUCAUUUACAGUUAUCAAUCUAGAAAUGUUUGUAGUUUUCUAAAAUGAGCUAGAAUAAUUAAAAAAACAUUAGUUCCUUUGAUCGAGCACCAUCAUUGAAUAGGUUCAGCAUAUUGCCACAGUUAGUCAAAAUAUACAACAAAUACACACUGACACUAAGAGUGUCUUUAAAUACUGAAUUCAAAUUGACAGAAAGAAAUCCGCUCACUUCAGUGCCGUUUCUCUGUGUGUCUCAGAAUAUAAACCAACAACUGACUGAGGAAACAAGUCAAACUCUCAAAAAGAUGAAAAGAGAAGCUAAAAUCCUAGCAAACUGCAAGGCAUUAAUAUGACCAUGAAGCACAAUGAAUACAAUCAUUAAAAUGAAUAAA
This is a messenger RNA of Pimephales promelas (fathead minnow), 2884 nucleotides long. RefSeq lists its product as uncharacterized. Lineage: Eukaryota; Metazoa; Chordata; Actinopteri; Cypriniformes; Leuciscidae. The record is from RefSeq and is a predicted model, not a curated record.